Messenger RNA from Stomoxys calcitrans (stable fly), 1063 nucleotides. RefSeq names its product SREBP regulating gene protein. The coding region runs from base 189 to 842 and encodes 217 amino acids. The record is from RefSeq and is a predicted model, not a curated record. Gene Ontology annotation, biological process: positive regulation of SREBP signaling pathway. Lineage: Eukaryota; Metazoa; Arthropoda; Insecta; Diptera; Muscidae. The transcript is spliced from 2 exons.
UUCACAUGUCAUUACUCCCUAAACACAACAAAUAUUCAAUAAUUUUUGAUGAAAUAAAACACAUUUCUAAAUAAUUGCUGAAACGGUACCUGGCCAUUGUGUGUAACUUUCUAAAUGGCCAUAAAUGUGCAACAAUCCUUGCCACCGAGUCAAGAGCACAUUAAGUGGUGGUUGGAGGAACAACAAGAAUGUGGCCAGCGGCUCUAACCCGCCUGCUCAAAAGAAGAUUACCCCACAUAAUAUUGGUUGUAUUAUUUUUUGUUUAUGUUAUAACAAAACUUCUAGAAAGGAAUUCCCAUGGACAUAUCUUGGAAUCAGAUGAUUUUACUGCGGAACGUACCAAGCCUUUAAUAUGGCGUACCAAUGAAGAACAUUUGCUCUCCUUAAAUGAAGAAACUCUUACCAACCGUCCCGAUAUUGAAUGUCGCAAUUCUGUACAAGGCCCCUACCUUAUAGUUGAUGAGCGAGGAUUUGUUUGUGAUGAGUUUUAUAUGCUUGAAAAUGGUUGCUGUGAUGUCAAACAUUAUGCUACCAAAUAUUACACUUGCGAAUCCUGUGAUCCUGCCACUCACUGUUGCGGUAUCUAUGAAUACUGUGUAUCCUGCUGCCUGCAUCCUGAAAAACGUACCAUACUUGAGCUAGCACUGGAGGUAAUCAAGGGACGUCAAGCAAUGGUUUAUGCCCAGGUGGAAGAUCAAUAUGAAUUAUGUAUGAUGAAGUGUCGCACAAAUUCACAUUCAGUGGAACAUGAGAAUCGUUAUCGUGACCCACAGCAUCGUUUUUGUUAUGGGCCCACAUAUGCCCAUGAAUCGCAAAUCGAAGUCUCGGCCAUGGGUUCAUGAUGCAAUUAGUGAAUAGUACAUGCAUACACACACAUAGUGUUCCUUUUGCUAGUUCAAAUAGGGAAAAAUUGACUGUGCAUUAAAAUGCAUUUAGAAUUAAGAUAACCUAGAUUUUAAGGUCAUAGGUACAAUAGAAUAUUUUCGUAAUAAGCUUUCUACAUUGCCUAGCCGGCAUAGAUAUAGAAAUUAAGGCAAUAAUAAAUGAUAGAUUUUAUACAUGA